Molecule: messenger RNA, 970 nt
Organism: Pollicipes pollicipes
Lineage: Eukaryota; Metazoa; Arthropoda; Thecostraca; Pollicipedomorpha; Pollicipedidae
Product: protein KRTCAP2 homolog
Exons: 3
Coding region: 87-479 (130 amino acids)
Biological process (GO): protein N-linked glycosylation
Source: RefSeq, a predicted model, not a curated record
GGCACGGCAAGUCUGGGUUUCUGGGCGGGUGGGGUGUGCUAGCUCGGCGUCGGCAUUUUCUUCUUAUUGUGCGAGUAAUCGACGAAAUGUCGGUCAACAGCCAGACGUCGCUGGUGCUGUCGCUGCUGCUAGCAGUGGGCCUGUUCGCCGGCCUGCAGCUGCUGAAGCCACAGCUGUCCGCCUCGCCGUCGCUGACAGUGGCCGCCGGCGCAGCCAGCUCGCUGCUAUUUCUCUUCAUGCUGACGGCUGUAGGCAAUCUGGAAGCAGCCCUCUUCGGCAAGGGCUUCCAGACGAAGCUGCUGGAGGUGCUGCUCUGUCUGGCCAUCGCGUGCACGGCGGCAGGCAUGAUCCACAGGGUCUGCACCACAGUCUGUCUCAUCUCGUCCCUGGCCAUCCUGUACUACAUGAACCGGCUGUCCCAGGCCGCGUAUGCCGCGCCGGCCGUGGUGCAGGUGGCGCCAUCUAAGAAGCGGCGAUGAAACUGUACCUCGUCGGCCGUGGCGCAGGUGGCGUCAUGUAAAGGAUGGCGAUGGCACCGCGCCUCGGGCUUGGGAUGCACAAAGGGUUUGCUGCAGUUAACGCCGGGGCGGGGGGGGGGGAGGGGCAAUGAGCGGAGAGCACUGCGAUAGUGCUGUCUGCUCAAGGUUUUGUAAAGGUUACCCGAAAGCGCUCAUACUGGAGAGAAUAAGGUGUGAUGACAGCUUGUUUGCCUGACAGUGUGUUGUCUGCUGGUAUUGGGCUUUGCGCUAAAUUCACGUUGCUUGGGGGUUAAUGCUCUUUGUUUUAUGUCCGAAAUGGCCAUGGUCCGUGAUCCUAAUAUGUCGAUGCUGUUUGGUUUACGUGGAAGUGUGGCGCGCGCGUGUGCUCACUUAAUAGCUGAGUUCAAGACACGAGCCUUUCACUUGUUUUCCACGCGUGACGUAUGUGAGCUGCAAUACCCCACAAAGGCAAAAUACACAUUCAUUCCAAA